GGAAGACUCCGCGCGCACCAAGCAGAGUCAACGCAGUGCAUGGAGCAUCACACACAAAGACACACUAUCUUACACACACGAGAAUAUGAACAUGCCAAUUUCAAGCAGCUCUUCUUCCUCAACGAAGAGUAUGCGCAGGGCAGCGUCCGAGCUCGAGAGGUCUGAUUCUGUUACGUCUCCAAGAUUCAUUGGGAGACGACAAAGUUUGAUCGAGGAUGCGCGGAAGGAGCGAGAGGCGGCGGCAGCCGCGGCAGAGGCGGCUGAAGCGACUGAACAGAUCGUGUUUGAAGAAGAGGAUGGAAAAGCUCUGCUCAAUCUCUUCUUCACGCUGAGAAGUUCCAAGACCCCAGCACUGUCGCGCUCUCUCAAGGUGUUCGAGACGUUUGAAGCUAAGAUCCACCACUUGGAAACGCGGCCUUGCAGGAAGCCCCGGGACAGCCUGGAGGGUCUGGAGUACUUUGUCCGCUGCGAGGUGCACCUGUCUGAUGUCAGCACCCUCAUCAGCUCCAUCAAGAGGAUCGCAGAGGACGUCAAAACCACCAAAGAAGUAAAAUUUCACUGGUUCCCAAAGAAAAUCUCAGAGCUGGACAGAUGUCACCACCUUAUCACAAAAUUUGAUCCAGAUUUAGACCAAGAACACCCAGGUUUCACAGAUCCCGUCUAUAGGCAGAGGAGGAAGAUGAUUGGAGACAUUGCCUUCAGAUAUAAACAAGGAGAGCCCAUCCCCAGAGUAGAAUACACAGAGGAGGAGAUCGGUACAUGGAGAGAGGUGUACUGCACCCUGAGGGACCUGUACACCACCCACGCCUGCAGUGAGCACCUGGACGCCUUCCGCCUGCUGGAGAGACAUUGUGGGUACAGCCCUGACAACAUCCCCCAGUUGGAGGACGUGUCACGCUUCCUCAGAGAGUGUACAGGGUUCCAGCUGCGUCCCGUGGCAGGUCUCCUCUCUGCCAGAGACUUUUUAGCCAGUCUGGCCUUCCGUGUGUUCCAGUGUACCCAGUAUAUACGCCACGCCUCUUCUCCCAUGCACUCCCCUGAACCGGACUGUGUGCACGAACUCCUGGGCCACGUCCCCAUUCUGGCUGACCGGGUGUUCGCCCAGUUUUCUCAGAACAUCGGCCUUGCUUCACUGGGUGCUUCAGAAGAAGACAUUGAGAAACUGUCAACGCUCUACUGGUUCACGGUGGAGUUUGGUCUGUGUAAACAGGGUGGCAUUGUGAAAGCCUACGGGGCAGGACUCCUCUCCUCAUAUGGAGAGCUAGUGCAUGCUCUGUCAGAUGAGCCAGAGAGGAGGGAGUUUGACCCAGAGGCUGCUGCCAUUCAGCCCUACCAAGACCAGAACUACCAGUCUGUAUACUUUGUCUCUGAGAGCUUCACAGAUGCCAAAGAGAAACUCAGAUCAUAUGUGGCUGGAAUUAAGAGACCGUUUUCUGUGCGGUUUGACCCCUACACCUACAGCAUAGAGGUCCUCGACAAUCCCCUGAAGAUCAGAGGAGGCCUGGAGUCUGUCAAGGACGAGCUGAAGAUGCUCACAGAUGCCCUCAAUGUGCUCGCAUGAUGUACAACAGCACCGCUACUGCUGCUGGUCCCACUCUGUGCCAUUUUGAUGUGUGACAUAACCAUUGUUCUCUUGUGCUAACAUACAGUACGCUGCUUUAUUUGUUGCUUUAAGUGGCUGGCUAAGUGGCAACCUUAAGACCUCUCACUGUACUUGUUUCCAAACACGUAACAGGCUCACAUUAUGUGGUUUAUUUGAUCUGGUGAUGUCUCUAAGAUAUGUUGAGCAGGUGUGUGGGCAUUAUCCAUUGGUACUCAUGCUUACUAAUGUCGGGAUUCAAUCCGAUCGCGCUUAGUAGACAAUGAGGAUUUUAAAGGCAAUGGUCCUGCGUUGGCGGAGACUGCAUUCAUGGUAAACGCUGUAUACACCCCUCCGUAUUUAUUUGGACAGUGAAGCUAAAACUUUUAA
This is a messenger RNA of Coregonus clupeaformis (lake whitefish), 1969 nucleotides long. It is a transcript of the gene th, whose product is annotated as tyrosine hydroxylase. NCBI's taxonomy places the organism in Eukaryota, Metazoa, Chordata, Actinopteri, Salmoniformes, Salmonidae. Gene Ontology annotation, cellular component: perikaryon; axon; cytoplasm. The transcript has 13 exons. Gene Ontology annotation, molecular function: tyrosine 3-monooxygenase activity; iron ion binding. Bases 86 to 1561 code for a protein of 491 amino acids. Gene Ontology annotation, biological process: dopamine biosynthetic process from tyrosine. The record is from RefSeq and is a predicted model, not a curated record.